Messenger RNA from Ylistrum balloti, 1910 nucleotides. Its product is annotated as palmitoyltransferase ZDHHC16B-like. Gene Ontology annotation, cellular component: Golgi apparatus. Gene Ontology annotation, biological process: protein palmitoylation. The transcript is spliced from 9 exons. Lineage: Eukaryota; Metazoa; Mollusca; Bivalvia; Pectinida; Pectinidae. Bases 207 to 1334 code for a protein of 375 amino acids. The record is from RefSeq and is a predicted model, not a curated record. Gene Ontology annotation, molecular function: palmitoyltransferase activity.
AUCAAGAAAAUGUUUUCAAGAUUGAGAAACGAAAGUAGGCUGAAUAGUGAGCAUACAUAUUUUAUAAAGUCAGUCAUUUUACCUAAAAAUGGAGAUGUCAGCAUAAGAAGGGCUAUGCAGUAGACAUAUGACCCACAUUGUCGACUUUUAAGACUCAGAACUGAAAAACCAUUGGUGACAAACCAGAUGAUGAGCUUUAGCUGACAAUGGCUUUAGUCAAGUGGAAAUUACACAAGUUUCCAUGGCGCUUGAAAAGAAGAUGGGGCAAUAUUUUGAAGUUUUUCCAGCUGCUCAGAUUGACACUCUGUUACAAUCAUGUUACCUCAUCUCUCUCCCUCAUGGAGAUCAUCACAAAACCUUUAAAUGGUAUUAAUGAUUUUAUCAAUCAACAAUUUGGAAGAGCAUGCAUGGUAUUAGUGGUGGGCUUGAUGGCCGUUGUGAACCUGAUAUACGUUGUGUACGUACUUCCUCAUCUGUACAACUCCAGUCUUUCAUCUGCUGUAAUAAUUUUCUUGUUGGGAUCAUGGCUGCUGGCUAACACUACUUACAACUACAUCAUGGCUGUGGUCACUGGACCAGGAUAUCCUCCACAGGAUGUUGUGAACCCAGUAUCCCUAUGUCGUAAAUGUUUCUCUAAGAAACCAGCUCGAACACAUCACUGCAAGACAUGUGGAAAGUGUGUUCUGAAAAUGGACCAUCAUUGUCCAUGGUUAAAUACUUGUGUAGGGUUUUACAAUCAGCGAUAUUUCUUUCUGUUUUGCUGUUUCACAUACGGUGGUGCUUUGCUGGUGACCAUCUCAACCAAUGAUCUGUUUGUGGAUUACUUUUAUGGAGAAUCCUUAAAGGGGUAUCCUUUCCCUGGGGCCAUGUUUCCUCUCAAUCUUCUGUACGCCUCUUUCCAAGGACCCUCAGGCAAGACAGCAUUGUUACAACAGUCCAGUAAUUAUGACCGCCUUGGGAUAUCAGAGACGAUGGAACAGAAGCUAGUCAUCUUCCUCUAUAUCCUAAGCUCUGGAUUGGCAAUAGCUCUUACUUUCCUCAUAGUGGCCACUGCCAAACUCAUCAGCUAUGGGGAGACAACUAUAGAAUACCAAAUCAAUCUAACUCAGAAGAAGAAGUUAAGAGAGAAAAAAAUGGAAUUCAAGAAUCAGUAUGAUCUAGGGUUUAUAACCAACUGGAAGUUGUAUCUGGGAUUACAUGAUAUAACUGUAUGGAGAAUUGUAAGAGAGAUUCUGCUCCCAUCCAUCUAUCAACCAGAGGGUGAUGGCAUGUACUGGAGAACCAAGACUUUCCAAUACCGUUUUGAUCCAGAAAAAGGCCUUCAAGUUUUAUAAAACUUUGUUUCUCAGUUUCAUUGAUUAGCUAUUAUUUUGUACUAGGAGUUUUCUAAAUCAUCAAAGACUAGGAUGUACCUAGUGACAGAAGGACAGUGUUUCUUUACUCUGUCAAUCAAUAAUUGAACUUUAGUAAUUAAUGUUUAUUGCUGUUGUAACCACUUGUUAAAAACAUGACAGUGUAUGAAGUUUAGAAUUGUGCUUCAUGCCAAGUUUUGUCGACAUGUAAGAUGUUUUAGAGGAUAAGUAUCCAGGGAUAAUGGCCAACUUUUGGCAUACUAUUUUUUAAAUUGUCUGGUGAUACAAGUUAAAACAAUUAUUUGUUUAAAAUAAUUAAAACUAAAACAUCAAGGAAAAACAUGACAUGAGACUUGAGCUAAAGAACACGUAUUGAAAGAGAGAAAAAAAGAUCUGCAUAGAUUUUACAAAUAUGUUUGCUUGUCAUUCAGACUGCGUGCAGUCUUUGUGUUACCUUGAUCAGCUCUUUGGUCAGAAAUUUGUAUAUUUAUUUAUAGGAUUAUUUAAAAAAAAAAAACUGUUAAGAAAUAAGUGUUUUUGUAGAAUAGUCUAUCUUAC